This is a messenger RNA of Oncorhynchus gorbuscha (pink salmon), 1925 nucleotides long. RefSeq names its product membrane-associated progesterone receptor component 1-like. The transcript is spliced from 3 exons. The record is from RefSeq and is a predicted model, not a curated record. The coding region runs from base 43 to 588 and encodes 181 amino acids. Lineage: Eukaryota; Metazoa; Chordata; Actinopteri; Salmoniformes; Salmonidae. Gene Ontology annotation, cellular component: endomembrane system; membrane.
CUAUCAAAGAAGAUACCGAAGAAGAACCAUACAGCGAUUAACAUGGCUGAUACAAAGGGAGCAGAUGAAACUACUCCAGGAGUUUUGCAGGAAAUGUUCACGUCUCCGUUGAAUUUGAGUCUGCUUGGCCUCUGCAUAUUUCUUUUGUACAAAAUAUUCCGCGGAGACACGCCUGCAGAUAUGGGCGAGGUUGAGGAACCUCUGCCUAAAUUCAAGAAAAGAGAUUUCACGUUAGCGGAGCUACAACCGUACGAUGGCCUGCAAAAUCCAAGAAUUCUUAUGUCUGUCAAUUCAAAGGUGUUCGAUGUUACCAGAGGAAAGACAUUCUACGGUCCAGAGGGUCCUUAUGGAGUGUUUGCUGGUAAAGAUGCCUCCAGGGGCCUGGCCACCUUCUGUCUGGAGAAGGAGGCCCUGAAAGAGACCUACGACGACCUCUCGGACCUCAACGCCGUGCAACAGGAAAGCCUCAAUGAAUGGGAGACCCAGUUCACUCAAAAGUAUGACUACGUUGGGAAACUUCUGAAACCUGGAGAAGAACCCACAGAGUACACGGAUGACGAGGAGGUCAAGGACAAAAAGAUGGACUAGAACUCACGAGUGCACAAGGGAAAAUACAGAUGCCUUAAUUUUUCAGGAUAAUGUUAUGCAUAUUGCCUUGCGUUGCAGCCAUUGAGCGAAAUGCUUUCUCCUGUAUGGUUUUUGUAUUAUGUCAUUGUCGUGGACCACCACUUAUGCUAAUUUCAUAUGCCAUUGACCUUCAUUAACCUAAAAUACACUUGAUUUUGGGUAAGGUUAGAAUAACUAUUGAAUACUGUACUGUCUUUGAAGUUAUACAGGUAGUAUUAGUUGUAAUGUAGAGGCUGUUGGAGGAUCUAUUACUGUAGCUCAGUGUUCAUUUUGGCUCUCCUCCUAGAUGGUCAUUUUGACUAAAAUAUUGUCUUAGUCACGUUUUUGUCAUUUGUAUAAUCAUUAAGUCUAGUUAUUGUCACUUAUAGAAACAGUUGGCCAUUUUAGUCAACUAAAUGCUCUGUUUUAGUCACAUCACAUUUGUAUUGCCUCAACCUAUAGUAAACAUAAAUAACUGACUUCCAUGUGUACCAAUCUAUCAUUUUCCUACCAACAUAUUUUUCUGCAUAACAUAUUCCCAACAGCAAAAAUAUGACUAACAUAUGUAACAGUUUCUGGGUGUGUAAAUUCCUAAUUGAGCCUACAUGAUAUUGAGCAUUGCAUGCAAAACAGACACACACACACACAAGCGCAGAGAGAGUGUGUAACACGAUCACCAGAUGAUGCAGCAAAGUAAUAUGGGUUGGUUGCUCUGCCACUCUGUUGUGUCAUUUCCGUUAUCAACGUUCCACUGCCACAUUGAUGUCCAAAUGUAGAAUGGGCUAAUGACUAUUUCACCCAGUGAUAUAGUCAAGUCACUCAACCUCAAGUUCGGAUCGAGUCCGACUCACCAGUGGUCGAGUCCUGGUCCAAGUGUUCAAGUUUGAGUCACUGGGUCCACAUUAACUCAACGUUAUUUACCCAAUCAGAUAUAUAGUGUAGUGGCAAGAUGAAUUUAGUCAACUUGUUUGCUACUCAUUUACCAUUAUUUUUGUGCCAUCGAAUGUUUAGUAGUGUUACCAGGGCCACUUUCAUUUUCAAAAAAUUAUAGAAUGUUACAAAUAGAAAUUCCAUUAGUCAACGUUAUUUCUUAUUCAGCAUGUCAGAGGCAUUUUUGUUCUACGUAGCCUAUUUUUAUCUGAAUGUUGACCUGCUGGACACGCCCUAGUUCGUUGGCUAUAACUAGGUAUUGAAGUAACAUCACUGAAGGUGUAGCCUUAACAAAUGGUUAAAGGUCUGGUCUGCAAGUAGCCUAGUUUUAAGAACGGCCGCUUUGGUUUAAUGAAUGUAAAAUGCCAAUAAACAAUAGAAAAACGUUG